GCUACCGCGCCUCCCGAGGCUCCGGCUCCCGUCGCUGCGUGCGGAAACCCCGCGACCCGCGGCUGGGCCCAGCAACCAUGGCCCAUUACAAGGCAGAGCAGGAUGACUGGCUGAUUGUUUACCUGAAGUAUUUACUCUUCGUCUUUAACUUCUUCUUCUGGGUGGGCGGGGCGGCCGUCAUGGCCGUGGGCGUCUGGACCCUGGUAGAGAAGAGCGGCUACCUCAGCGUCCUGGCCUCCAGCACCUUCGCUGCGUCCGCCUACAUCCUCAUCUUCGCCGGGGCUCUCGUCAUGGUGACAGGCUUUCUGGGCUUCGGCGCCAUCAUCCGGGAGGACAGGAGCUGCCUCUCCACGUAUUUCUGCCUGUUGCUGGUGAUCUUCCUGGUUGAGCUGGUGGCGGGGGUCCUGGCCCACCUGUACUACCAGAGGCUCAGUGACGAACUAAAGCAGCACCUGGCCCGGACUCUGGCCGAGAACUACAGGCAGCCCGGAGCCGCGGACAUCACAACGUCCGUCGACCGUCUCCAGCAGGACUUCAAGUGCUGCGGGAGUAACAGCUCUGCCGACUGGCAGCACAGCGCCUACAUCCUGUCUCAGGAGGCCGAGGGCCGCCGGGUGCCGGACAGCUGCUGCAAGACGGUGGUGACCCGCUGUGGCCAGCGGGCCCAUCCCUCCAACAUCUACAAGGUGGAGGGCGGCUGCAUCACGAAGCUAGAACAGUUCCUGGCUGACCACCUGCUGCUCAUGGGGGCGGUGGGCAUCGGGGUGGCCUGUCUGCAGAUCUGCGGGAUGGUUCUCACCUGCUGCCUACACCAGAGGCUCCAGCUGCAUUUUUACUAACUGCCAACUGCAUCCCCCUCUGACGGCCCUUCCCAAGGACAGGGGCUCAGAUCCCACCCUCCAGGCCUGCGGAGUCAGCCUCAGCUUGCCCAGAAACUCCCAGAAACAGCCCCUCCGCUUUGCCGAGCCCCUUUGGACCUACCAAGUGCCCAAGACCCUGACCCCUGCGGUUCUCCCUGCCAGGCCAGGGUCCCUCAGCUCCCUCCCUCUACUUCCAAAUGCUCACUGCCAGGAUCCCCAAGCGGGGAACCCAUCCGUCAGUGCCCCUCCCUUCACCAGCCGUGGGGGGUCUGUGGACUGCAGGAGGGUGAGAAUCAGAGCCUCUGCUCCCUCCCAGCUCCCGAAACUGGAAUGAAGGUCUGAAGACUCCAGCUCCUUUGGGACUCUGCAUUGGGCACGUGAGCUCCCCGCUGGUGCUAAGCACCCCUCCUCAUCCCUGCUUGGUGUCCUUUUCUCUCCCCAUUGGGAAAUACUUAGGGUGGGGGCAGUUAGGGUCAGCUCUGCCCUCAGAAGACCCAGCCCUUUGAUGUGCCCACCCCCACACCUUCUCACCUGUAAGGGAGUGCCCUUCCAGGGCCACUGGUUCCUUCCCGCAGUGCCCAGCAGCGGAGAGGUGUGCAGUUAGGACCCGAGCUGGGGUUAGGCAGAGAUGGCUGGUGGCAGAGCCAGGGAGCGGACCAAGGCAGGUACAGUGGCCACCACUUGGGCACAUGCUGUCCCAGGACCCUGGGCACUGCCCAGAAGCCAUCCCUGCGAGAAGUCCCCCAGGAGACCAUGACCUUGAGCGCCAGUCCACAGUAAUACGCCCCUCAGGGAUCUCCUCUCUAUGGCCUGAUUCUCAGGCCAUACCUGGAAUGCCAGGUUUUUAACAUGAUCUCCAGCUCUUCCUGUUGGUGGGAGUGAAAAACCCUUCCUGAUUAGGCCAAAUCACAGACCCAACAAAGCUAGAGCCACGGAGAAGGAGCAGCUCUGAGUAGAGGGGUGCUCUGCCCUGAACCCCGUUUCUCCAGGGCCCGCAGUCCCUGGCCACAUGGCCACCACCGAGCCUCCUCUAGGAGCCAUCGCUCCGCUUCCCAGAGUGAAUGCAGUCCCUUCCUUCAUUCUCCCUGAAUCAGGCAGGGAAUUUUUUAGGAAGAACUUUCUCAAAUACUAAGGGAGAAUCGAACAAAAGGAAAACCCUGGGAAAUGGACAGUACAGAUGCUGGCAGUCUUCCAGAGAACAGGUGUCAACCUGAAAGUCAGCCACGGGGACCGCCACCUCCCCCAAGCGGGAGCUGUCCCAAGUAGGUAGCUUGUAGCCAGAGAAGCUGGCACCCAGCUCCUGUAUCUUCCAGGUCCCAUGCUGCCCAUGCUGGGGAACCUUUCACACGCCACCAUGAGAGGGUGGCCCCUUGUUGCUAAGAUCAAGGCCAAGAAAAGUCACACCUUGCCUCCCAACUCCUUCCAAGUCCCAGUAUGAUGACCACAGCUCUUUGUAACCUGCAUCAGUCCUGGGUGAAGGGCAUUCUCUCUCCCAAACACAGGUCAUUGCUGCCCCCAAACACAGCCCCCAGCUGGACAGAAGCUCUGCCCCCUCAGAACACAGAUCACGCACACGCACAGAGGGAGGACCAGCUUUCCAGGGCAGAUGACUUCCCGACCCUGGCGGUCCUCUGGGAGCUAUUGGAAUCCCAGCUGGCUUAUCCCCUCUGUCCCCAGGGCCCUGGGGUUGCUGAUGCAAACUCAUUAACAGGGAGACUAGCUUUCCAGAAAUCCUGGACGGCACCAAGGCUGGAAGAAACGGUACAGGGGCUAUGUUUGCUACCCUCUAACUCCUUAGGACUUGUGCAGGCAAUUGGGAAAUGACUGAUCGCCAAGCUCUCCGAAGGGCUAGGAGGCAGACUGACAGGUCUCACCAAGGGAGGGCUGAAAGCUGCAUUCUUUCUUGGAGGGGCCGGUGGGAGGCGGUGAUGCCCGGGGAGGGUCUGGGUCCUGUGGUACCUGAGGUAAGCGGGGCUUGUGGAGGUGGGACGGGGUGAUCGGCAGACAUCCUGGCCCUGGCCCCGGCCCCACGUGGGAUUAGGCCAUCCGGGCGGAGGGUGGGAUUAGCUGUGAUUCUACCCUGGGCACGGUCCCACCCUGACAGCAGCAGGAGGACAGAGGGUCCAAGCUGCAGAGACUGAAUGACCCAGAGUUUUAGAGAAUGCUCCUCUGCUUAUCCGUGCCCACAGCACGGAGGGAAGGCAGAGAGAGAGGUAACAGAGGCCCAGGAUACAGCUGGAUCUGGCUCAGGACACUCUGAAGGCUGGAGUCCAGAGCCCAGGAGGCGCCCACCCUACUUGAGAGCGUGCGGAUCUGCACCCAGGACACUGCUUGGAGGCUGACGUGCUCACGAGUUCCUUGGAGGGAGAGAGAAGGGCAUCACGACUGUUGAAAGCUGUUAUCAGUCGUGCGUGAGCACACAGGGACACAGAAAAGAAGCCAAGGCAGUGGCUGGAAACCACGCGGCCUGAGUCACACAUCCUGACCCUUCCCUCUGCCCGCGCCCUGGGGCAGCCACGCUCAGAGGGCAUGGCCUGUCCCCGACUCAGGAUGACCUGUCUCAUUCAUUUCACUCAUUCAUUUUCUUGGGGAGGCAGGAAUGAAAUCCAGCCUUUGGUGAGGGAAUGAGACUUGCUUUAAAGGUCUAUGAAACUUUCUUCUCCUUACAUCUCCCGGGAGCCUUGCCCCAAAUCCGGGGCGGUGGGGGGCACUGUGGGGGGCAGUGCUCAGGCCUCGCCAAAGGGGAGUGUCCAGGUCCUGGUCAUUACUGAGGGCCUACUCUGUGCUUAGACUGUGCUAGCCACAUAAGUGCUUUCUCUCGUGCUGGUCGCUACAAGAUACCAUCUCCCACUCUACAGACAACAAAAUUAAGGCUCCAAGCUGCUAAGAGAUGGGCAAGUCAGUGGCCGUGGCUGCUGUCAGGCACCCCCAGCUGGGUGGCAGCCAGGGGCGCUGGGCUGGGAGCCCCCGCUGCUCGGUGUCCUCCUGCUCUCCGGCUCUGCUGGAAGCUGUCAGGCUGACGUUCAGGAACAUCGUGUCCCUCGGGGGUCACUGUCCAAUAGCAGCAGCCUGCCCUCCUUCCCAGGGCAGACGAACCACCGCAUCUGCAGUCAGCAGAGCGGCCUGGCUUCUUUCCCAUGGACAUCCAGGCGGUGGGGUAGCUCAGGAAGCAGGCGGGGACCUGGGGACCUGGGGACCGCUGCUAGGGGAAUGGCCUGCUUGUCGCCUCGGGUGCCGAUGCUGACACCGGGCAAGAGCAGACGGGACCUCAGCAAGGGAACCGCCCAGGGCAUGUGAAAUCUCACACCCAGGAGAGAGCACAUCUUGGGGCAUGGAGGGCUGGUGAGGGCAUGGCAAAGUCCUGUCCCUGCCCCUUGCGGGGCCCCGGGGGAAAAGUCCCACGACACAGGCACUCAGAGCCACCCUAGGUAGGGAGGAGAUCCUCCGGGGGGGCCAUGUUAACCACCUUCAGCUACCUUUCCCUCCCCUGCAUUGCUGUUGCAGGAUUCCGGGGCGGGUGGGGGGUGCACAGUGUGGGCUCUGUCUCACAGAGCUGAUGGCCUGGAAUCUUUUCAGGCCACUCAGCCAGUGCACGGUCAUAGCCACUUAGGCCUGGAAGGACCAGCGCAACCCUUGGGGGUGGGGGUGGGGCAGUGAUGUGCCCCCAGAAUCCUCGUGCCCUGCAGUCAGGCUGGGUCUUCGAACCAGUCCCUCUGGUCCAUCCCAGGGUUUGGAGGCAGAGUAAGUGGACUGAAACACCCUCAUCCCCACCCACCCUGCUUUCAGCCUUGCAAACAUUCUCCACUUCUGGCCACCUGGGGCCUGGGGAGAGAAGGGGAGGACUAGGGGAAGGCGGUUGACUAGCUACGGAGAAAACGCGUCCUUUGUAUCCCUGCUGGGUAGCACUCCCGUGGCCGAGGGUGCUAGUGAUGCCUCGGAACCAGACGUUCUCAAGCCAAAGGAUGCAUCAGGUCACCCAGAGGACUCACCCCCCAGAGCGUCCCCUCAGCAGGUGCGGGGCGGAGAACUUGGCGUUUCUAACAAGUUCCCAGGUGAUGCUGGCACUGCUGGCCCCUGGACCCGCCCUCUGAGGACCGCUGCUUCAGGCCACCCCACCAAGGACACUCGGCCGCCUUCCUUUGUAUGCGCAUCAGCCCUCAUCAUCGCCAGGAUGUCUGGCGGGAGCCCAGCCCAUUCGCCGCACAAGUGCAGACCGCGAAUGCGCCUCUUCUGCUGUGCCUUCUUGCGGCGCCUGCUCUGCCCUCUGUGUGGGUCUGUGACCGUGCUGGGAGACCAGGUGCCUGGUCAUCUUCCUGGAAGGGAGCAGAUUAGGUUCCCAGCCCCGUCUUCUGUGUGCCUUGGGAGAGUUCGGCUCCGUUCUCAUCGCCCCCACUUUCUAGUGUAGCACAAGGGCCCCGCCCUGCCUGUCCUGCAGCCUCCCGUGUGCCCCCUUCCCCUCCUGCUUCCGCCCCUGACACACCCCGUGCAAGUGCCAUUAGCAAUUCCAGGCAGCCCAGUAGUAAGCCAGAUGGGCUUCUGGAACCAGCUGGCCCAUGGAUAUGGGUCGUCACAAUAUUUUAGAAACUGAGAAGUUGCCUUAACCUACUGCAUAUAGAGAACUUACUGUAUCUUUGAGAACGUGGCCCAGUCCUUAGCUGGCCUCCAUGUAAGCUUGGUCUCACCUGCUGGGAGGCACGAUAAUAAAGGACUUAUAUCUAGGA
This is a messenger RNA of Neogale vison (American mink), 5581 nucleotides long. RefSeq names its product tetraspanin 11 (gene TSPAN11). The record is from RefSeq and is a predicted model, not a curated record. NCBI's taxonomy places the organism in Eukaryota, Metazoa, Chordata, Mammalia, Carnivora, Mustelidae. Bases 78 to 839 code for a protein of 253 amino acids. The transcript has 8 exons. Gene Ontology annotation, cellular component: membrane.